Monoraphidium neglectum is the source of this 588-nucleotide messenger RNA. RefSeq lists its product as hypothetical. NCBI's taxonomy places the organism in Eukaryota, Viridiplantae, Chlorophyta, Chlorophyceae, Sphaeropleales, Selenastraceae. The record is from RefSeq and is a predicted model, not a curated record. The transcript has 6 exons. Bases 1 to 588 code for a protein of 195 amino acids. Gene Ontology annotation, molecular function: metalloendopeptidase activity. Gene Ontology annotation, biological process: CAAX-box protein processing. Gene Ontology annotation, cellular component: endoplasmic reticulum membrane.
AUGGAGACUGUGCCCGACCUGUACGUAAAGCAGUCACCCAGCCCCAACGCGUACACUCUGGCCAUCAACGGCAAGCGGCCCUUCAUCGUCGUGCACACCGCCCUGGUGGAGCUGCUCUCCCCGCAGGAGCUCAAGGCCGUCAUCGCCCACGAGCUGGGUCACGUGGCCUGCGACCACGGGGUGUGGCUGACCCUGGCCAACGUGCUCGCCAACGGCACGGCGUCGCUGCUGCCCGUGGUGUCUGACACGCUGGAGAACUCGCUGCUGCGGUGGCGGCGCGCCGUGGAGCUGACCUGCGACAGGGCGGCGCUGCUUGCGGUGCAGGACUGCUCCGUGGUCGUAGGCGCGCUUAUGAAGCUGGCGGGCGGCUGCCCCUCCCUCGCGCACGAGCUGAGCGUGGACUCGUUUCUGAAGCAGGCGCGCUCCUACGACGAGGCAGCGGCGUCAUCGCUGGUCUCAUGGUAUUUCAGCACAGCCCAUAGCCGCGCGCUGUCCCACCCGCUGCCGGUCAUGCGCGCGCGCGAGAUUGACCGGUGGGCGCAGAGCGACGAGUACCGGCGGCUCGUGCUCGGCGGCCGCGGCGCGUGA